Messenger RNA from Octodon degus (degu), 2470 nucleotides. It is a transcript of the gene Bmx, whose product is annotated as BMX non-receptor tyrosine kinase. Gene Ontology annotation, biological process: peptidyl-tyrosine autophosphorylation; adaptive immune response; B cell receptor signaling pathway. The record is from RefSeq and is a predicted model, not a curated record. The transcript has 19 exons. Bases 136 to 2103 code for a protein of 655 amino acids. Gene Ontology annotation, molecular function: non-membrane spanning protein tyrosine kinase activity; ATP binding. NCBI's taxonomy places the organism in Eukaryota, Metazoa, Chordata, Mammalia, Rodentia, Octodontidae.
UACAGCCAUUUCUGACACAGCAGCCAGGAGAAUGUGAGACAAUUCACUACCGCUGGCAAGAGGAGAGCUGGGGUUGUGUUUCUGCAAGGAGAGACUACCUUCGCGGCAGUGGACCCAGGGGACAGACAAGCCAAAAUGGAUGAUAAUAUGGAUACAAAAUCCAUUCUAGAAGAACUUCUCCUCAAAAGGUCACAACAAAAGAAGAAAAUGUCACCAAAUAAUUACAAAGAACGACUUUUUGUUUUGACCAAAACAAACCUUUCCUACUAUGAAUAUGACAAAAUGAAAAGGGGAAGCAGAAAAGGAUCGAUUGAAAUUAAGAAAAUCAGAUGUGUGGAGAAAGUCAAUCUUGAGGAGCAGACACCCUUGGAGAGACAGUACCCAUUUCAGAUUGUCUAUAAAGAUGGACUUCUCUAUGUCUAUGCAUCAAACGAAGCCAGCCGAAGCCAGUGGUUGAAGGCAUUACAAAAAGAGAUAAGGGGAAACCCCCACCUACUGAUCAAGUACCACAGUGGGUUCUUCGUGGACGGGAAGUUCCUGUGCUGCCAGCAGAGUUGCAAAGCGGCCCCCGGAUGUACCCUCUGGGAAGCAUAUGCUGAUCUGCACAUUGUAAGCAAUGAAGAAAAAAACAGAGCUCCUACUUUCCCAGAGAAGCUGCUGAAGAUUCCUCGACCAGCUCCUAUUUUCAGAAUGGAUGCACCAUCUUCAAGUACUACUGUACCCCAGUAUGACAGCAACUCACAGAAAAGCUAUGGUUCCCAGCCAAGUGUCACCAUGCAGUAUAUUCCAAGGGAAGACUGUCCUGACUGGUGGCAAGUAAGGAAACUGAAAAGCAGUGAAGAUGUUACAUGCGGCAACCAAAUGGAAAGAAAUACUGUAGAUCACAGCACUUCAAAGAUUUCAUGGGGGUUCCCUGAUUCAAGUUCAUCUGAAGAAGAGGACAAUCUGGAUGACUAUGACUGGUUUGCAGGCAACAUCUCCAGGUCGCAGUCUGAGCAGUUACUGAGACAAAAGGGAAAAGAAGGAGCAUUUAUGGUUAGGAAUUCCAGCCAGGUGGGAAUGUACACAGUGUCCUUAUUUAGUAAGGCUGUGAAUGAUAAGAAAGGGACUGUCAAACAUUACCAUGUGCAUACAAAUGCUGAAAACAAACUCUACCUGGCAGAAAACUACUGUUUUGAUUCCAUCCCAAAGCUUAUUCACUAUCAUCAACACAAUUCAGCAGGGAUGAUCACACGGCUCCGUCACCCUGUGUCUACUAAGACCAACAAGGUUCCAGUGUCUGUGUCCCUGGGAAGUGGAAUUUGGGAACUGAGAAGAGAAGAGAUUGCCCUGUUGAAAGAGCUGGGAAGGGGCCAGUUUGGAGUGGUCCAACUGGGCAAGUGGAAGGGGCAGUAUGAUGUUGCAGUGAAGAUGAUCAAGGAAGGCUCCAUGUCGGAAGAUGAGUUCUUUCAGGAGGCCCAGACUAUGAUGAAACUGAGCCAUCCCAAGCUAGUUAAAUUCUAUGGGGUGUGUUCAGAGAAAUACCCCAUAUAUAUAGUCACAGAAUACAUCGCCAAUGGCUGCUUACUGAACUACUUGAAGAGUCAUGGGAAAGGACUAGAAGCAUCCCAGCUCCUAGAAAUGUGUUACGAUGUCUGUGAAGGAAUGGCCUACUUGGAGAGCCAGCAGUUCAUACACCGUGACUUGGCUGCUCGGAACUGUUUGGUAGACAGUGAUCUCUCUGUGAAAGUCUCUGACUUUGGGAUGACAAGGUAUGUUCUUGAUGACCAGUACGUCAGUUCAGUAGGAACAAAGUUUCCAGUCAAGUGGUCAGCCCCAGAGGUGUUUCACUACUUCAAAUACAGCAGCAAGUCAGACGUAUGGGCAUUCGGAAUCCUGAUGUGGGAGGUGUUCAGCCUUGGGAAGCAGCCCUAUGACUUGUAUGACAACUCCCAGGUGGUUGUGAAGGUUUCCCAGGGCCACCGGCUCUACCGUCCACAACUGGCAUCAGACACCAUCUAUCAGAUCAUGUACAGCUGCUGGCAUGAGCUUCCAGAAAAACGUCCUACAUUUCAGCAACUCCUGUCUUCCAUUGAACCACUUCGGGAAAAAGACAAACCCUGAAGAAGAAAUUAGGAGUUCAGCUGAGAAUGAGUAUAGAUAUGGGCCAACACUUUCAUUCUUUUUAAAGAAAGUAGCCAGGCAACAAUGUAAGACAGCUCCUUCUUAAUAGUAUUCUGUGUGUUGUUUGAUAUAUUACCUAGAAAUGAGCAAAGUAGAAAACAAAAACUUCCAUGAAGCGUAGGUUAAACUUGUAAUUGUGCUUAUGCUGCUCUUAGUAUAGCACUUCCUAGCCUAAAACAGGAGUAUGUUUUCAUGUUGCAAUAUGGACAGGGUGUGUAUUGUGUGUAAAGUUUGAGCAACACUGAAAAUUAAUUGUUUCACACUCUUUCCUUUGUUUCUAUCCUCACUAUCCUGGUGAUUAAAUAUA